AUGGAAUCCAGUAACAAGGUGUGCAGCUGGCAGGAAAUCCUCGAUUUUUGGUACAGUGAUUCCGCCAAGAAACACUGGUGGUCCAAGAGCGACGACUUUGACGAAGAGAUCCGACGCAAAUUCUACCCGACCUUCGUUGCCGCUACCAAAGGCGAACUGUUUCCCUGGCGUGAGCAUCCCCAUGGGCGAGUGGCGGAAAUCAUCGUUCUGGAUCAGUUCUCGCGCAAUCUGCACCGUGGAAAACGUGAGGCUUUCGAAAACGAUCUGGCGGCGAUUAUUUUGACCCAGGAGGCGGUACGACUGAAUAUCCACAAGGAACUGCAGGGGACACCGUAUCUGGGACAUCUGUUAAUGCCGUUGAUGCACAGCGAAUCCGUGCCUGUCCACGAGGAAGCUAUGAAGCUGUUCGCACCCAUUCCUGAGGGGGAAGGAAUGCUAAAGUAUGAGAAGCUGCAUUACGACAUUAUCAAGCAGUUUGGUCGGUAUCCGCAUCGCAACAAGGUGUUAGGCCGAGAGAACACGAAGGAGGAAGUGGAAUACUUGGAGAAGAACCCUAAAGGAUUCUAG
Paramacrobiotus metropolitanus is the source of this 567-nucleotide messenger RNA. RefSeq lists its product as uncharacterized. The record is from RefSeq and is a predicted model, not a curated record. The coding region runs from base 1 to 567 and encodes 188 amino acids. NCBI's taxonomy places the organism in Eukaryota, Metazoa, Tardigrada, Eutardigrada, Parachela, Macrobiotidae. Gene Ontology annotation, molecular function: protein binding. The transcript has a single exon.